CACUCCUUAAUACAUUUGUCUCUUUCCUUUCAACUCCCCAUAUAAAUACUAAUAUUAUUAUUAUUCAUUAGUCUCUUUCUUCAAUCUCUCUCUUCGCAUCUCUCAGCCUCUUCGCCGAACACGGACCUUUUUGUCAAAUACGACGGCAGCUUGCCGGAUCUGUUUCGAGAGGGGCACUCGGCAGUGGUUGAGGGGUUUAUCCGGCCCUUUGUAGUGGUAUGGGAGGUGAAAUCAUUGAUAAUGGAGGCGAUGCUCGCAGUUGCCCGGAACAAUUUAGCAAGGGUAAUGGAAAAGAAGCAUCUUUAUUGAAAAGUGAGACAAAUUGGUCAUCCUUCAAUUUUUUGUUUGGUCGAGAACCUGAUUUUGUUGGAUUUGGCACUGUUCGUGCACUAACUUGUCAUUUCAGCUCCCAGCAUCAAGCAAUAGAUAUUAAACACAAGUUGAUGAGUUCUAUCCCUAAAUUCGUAAAGAUAGUUGAAGUUGGUCCACGAGAUGAGCUGCAAAACGAGAAGGAAAUUAUGCCAACUAAUGUGAAGGUGGACUUGAUAAAAAUGCUCGCAUCUUCUAGUUUGUCUGUCGUUGAAGCUACUAGUUUUGUUUCACCAAAAUGGGUACCUCAUGUAUUUGCUAAGGUGUUGUGGUUCUCUUAUUUGCUAACAAACAGGAUCUUCCUGGAGCACUUGCUGAUGCUUCGAUAAGUGAGGCCUUAGAGUUGCACAAGAUUAAGAACUGUCAAUGGUCUAUUUUUGGUGGUUGUAUAUUUCUAGCUUUUCUUUUGGUUUGCCUUUUCCUUCUUUUUGGGUUUUUUUUUAUCCCUUGGUCUUUGCUGUAAUCCCAGGUGGAUUCUCAUUUGUAAAUAAUACCAAUAAUGUUUGUAUUCAGUACAUUUUUUUAAUUAAUUAAUACCUACUUUGGUCUAUGGAAAUA
Striga asiatica is the source of this 927-nucleotide messenger RNA. NCBI's taxonomy places the organism in Eukaryota, Viridiplantae, Streptophyta, Magnoliopsida, Lamiales, Orobanchaceae. The record is from the annotation of a GenBank genome assembly.